Bombus pascuorum is the source of this 2166-nucleotide messenger RNA. It is a transcript of the gene Rh50, whose product is annotated as ammonium transporter Rh type B. Gene Ontology annotation, cellular component: plasma membrane. Bases 189 to 1634 code for a protein of 481 amino acids. The transcript has 11 exons. NCBI's taxonomy places the organism in Eukaryota, Metazoa, Arthropoda, Insecta, Hymenoptera, Apidae. Gene Ontology annotation, molecular function: ammonium channel activity. Gene Ontology annotation, biological process: ammonium transmembrane transport; ammonium homeostasis. The record is from RefSeq and is a predicted model, not a curated record.
GAAUUAAGAUAGCCUGGUCGGGGAACACGAUCUGCUCCAUUUAGACGAACAGUUCUUGGCGAAACGAAAUUGUGAAAUAAUAAAAUAUCUGUCGCGUCAGGAGAGAACUAUGAGUUGAUCGACGGCCAGUGAAGGGUGAAACGAGCUUUUUACAACCGGCCGCAAGUUACAAAGCUAUCUAAAUCAAAAUGGGAAUGUUCUCCGUGCGUGAAAAGCAACAAGUAUGCCAGCUGUUCUUCGUCCAAGUCGUCCUAAUCGUCCUAAUGGGCGCGUUGAUGACGUACGGACCCGAGGCGGACGCUAAUUCGCUAAAAAAUCACGGACAGACAGGCGACCACGGCCGGAAGCACGUCAAGAAACCGGAUACGGACCCGUUACGAGUUUAUCCGAUGUAUCAAGAUGUCCACGUGAUGAUCUGGAUCGGAUUCGGCUUCCUGAUGACGUUUCUACGAAGGUACGGACAAAGCGCGAUAGGACUGACGUUCCUACUCGGCGCUAUUUUGAUCCAGGUUGCCAUGGUCUGCGAGGGAAUGACGAAUUUCAAGAUACACACCGCGUCUCACUUGUCGUUAAAAAGCCUGCUGAACGCGGACGUUGCGGUGGCCACGCCGUUGAUAUCCAUGGGUGCUUUGCUGGGUAAGACGACCUACAUGCAGCUCGUGUUCAUGGGCAUUCUCGAGCUGAUCAUGUUCACCGUGAACAAGUACGUGGGAGAGCAUCUGCUCAUGGCCGUCGAUGCAGGCGAUAGCAUGUUCGUCCAUGUGUUCGGAGCGUAUUUUGGACUUGCCGUCAGUUUCGUAUUUGGAAUGAUACACAAGCCUAAGGAACAUAAUCUCGAGGGAGCAUCCUACAACUCUGACAUUUUCGCCAUGAUUGGCACCGUGUUCCUGUGGUUGUUCUGGCCAUCGUUCAACAGCGCCGCUCUGCAAGGAGACGAUCAGCAAAGGGCCAUUAUAAACACUCUUCUGUCCAUCUCGUCCAGCUGUGUGAUCGCGUUCGCGACCUCCGCCCUGGUCUCCGAGAAUAGCAAAUUCAACAUGGUGCACGUGCAGAAUUCGACGUUGGCCGGCGGUGUAGCCAUCGGCACCGCAGCAGGCAUGAUGUGCCAACCGGUGGGUGCUUUGAUCGUGGGUGGUCUGGCUGGAGUACUCAGCGUUUUAGGAUACAAAUAUCUCACGCCGCUGAUCCAAAAACGUCUGAGGAUUCAUGACACGUGCGGCGUGCACAAUCUCCACGGCAUGCCCGGCGUUUUAGGUGGUAUCUUUGGCGCACUGAUGGCAGGCAUCGCCACUGAAGCCUCUUACGAUUAUUCCCUUUACGAGAUCUUUCCCGCGCGAGCACCAAACUCCGAAGCAAAUUUGGCCGAGAUGAGAGACAAUUAUGGUAUAUCAGCUGGCUUUAACAGAACAGCCGGGGGACAGGCUGGCUAUCAAUUAUUAGUACUACUAAUUACAAUGGGAAUCGCCAUCGUUUCAGGAUUAGUAACAGGUUUAAUGAUGCAAAUACCGAUCUUCGGUUCGAUUUCCGAGAAGCAAAAGUUCGACGAUAAAGUCUAUUGGGAAUUGGAAGAGGAAGCCUCGCAGGAGUCGAAAAUCAAGAAUGGCGGUGAUCCAUUACCGAUGGCCCAUAUCUGAGACGAGUCCUUGUUAUCAACAACAGCAAAAGUAUUACGCUUGCACCUGAACGCAAAUAAAUGACAAAAAUAGAACCCUGAACUUAGGAAAACUUGUAAAAUUUAUUAAACAAUUUGUUAAACAUUACAUACACGACACAUCUUCACCGGUGCAACAAUAUUCUUGCAAGAGGAACAGUCAAUUUAUAUGCUACGUAUUCAACAAGUGGCAGAAAAGUGAAAAAUCAAUAUUACAGACAUAGCAUACAAAAUAAAAUAAUUGUUGAAAAAAAAACGAAGCAUACGAAGAAUGUAUGACAUUCCAUCUUCUUGUUUUAAUCGCAUUAUUUAUAGUUCUUAGAAAACACUAUAAAUUUAUAUCAUAAAUCUUUUAUAACGAAUUCGAGCGAUUCUAAGAAUAGCAGUAUUUACCGAAUCGUUUAAACGCUAGCGUAUUAAAAAAUUUAUCAUGAGAGCAAUAUAAAUCGAUGAAAGAUAAUCAAAAAUAAUACAUAUGUAUUUAAACACGAUAAUAUAUUAUUCUCGCUAAACUU